GCUGUCAGGAGAGACCCCGAGGAAAGGCCCAGCCACCAUGCCGCUGUUCGGUAAAUCCCACAAGAAUCCCGCCGACAUCGUCCGGACUCUGAAGGAGAACAUGGCAAUCCUGGUGAAACAAGACAAGAAAACAGAUAAGGUGUCACACAUCUUCAUAACACUAGUCCUUACACCACGAAUCCUCACUAAACAAAUCCUUACAACACAAGUCCUUAUAACAGUCCUCACAACACAAACCAGUACUUCCCUUAGAAAAGGCCCACAAGCAGGUGUUGUGUAACAUUGCUGUGGGGGCCUCGGUGGACCUCUUCUAUUUGAUCCAAUCAGUCAGUUGGUGUGGUUCAUAUUACGGUGGGCCUCUAGCUGACACUGGGCUGUGAAUGUAGCAUCGCUGCCUGGCCGGUCCUUCAUUGCCACCCAGCUGUAAAGGCCCUCUCUCCACCAUGGGACUGUUAGAGAGGGGCUGUCCAGACAGAACUCCCAGGAACCUGGCUCUAACCAGGCUGCUACCACACACAGCCAGGCUAUAGUGAUCUCAAUACAGUCCACUCCUGUCAUAUGCAAUGCUGAUAUCCAGAGCAAGUCAUUAAUAAUGUGUGUUAUGAUUGGGCCUGAGGCUGAGACAUUAUUAUUGUCGAUCAACAAUGACAAGCCUAUAGGUUGUAGGUUGAGAGCUUUUGUGAAAGAGCACAGUUGGAAAGAUAUGGCAUAUAGAAGCAAACCGGAUGGACGUCAUGAAAAUGAUCGGAGAGGUUGAGGGUAGAAGAAGUUCAGGAGUAAAAACAAACAAAAUAGAAUUAUUGUAAAAUUGACUGUCCAUAAAAUGUAUAAGCUGGAAGUAGAGGCCUAAGCGUUGUUGUUCACUAGUUUUACUCCAAUUAGGGAAGGGGUCGUGGGGUUGGAAAGUAAUACAGGAUAAUAGCGGAUGAUAUUGCCACUCCUAUUUGCCAUAUCUUCAAUUUAAGCCUACUAGAAAGUGUGUGCCCUCAGGCCUGGAGGGAAGCAAAUGUUAUUCCCCUACCUAAGAAUAGUAAAGCCCCCUUAACUGGCUCAAAUAGCCAACCAAUCAGCCUGUUACCAACCCUUAGUAAACUUUUGGAAAGAAUUGUGUUUGACAGGAUAAAAUGUUAUUUCACAGUAAACUGACAACAGACUUUCAGCACGCUUAUAGGGAAGGACAUUCAACAAGCACAGAACUUACACAAAUGACUGAUGAUUGGCUGAGAGAAAUUGAGGAUAAAAAGAUUGUGGGGGCUGUUUUGUUAGACUUCAGUGAGGCUUUUGACAUUAUCGAUCAUAGUCUGUUGCUGGAAAAACGUAUGCGUUAUGGCUUUACACCCCCUGCUAUAUUGUGGAUAAAGAGUUACCAGUCUAACAGAACAGAGGAUGUUCUUUAAUGGAAGCCUCUCCAACAAAAUCCAGGUAGAAUCAGGAAUUCCCCAGGGCAGCUGUCUAGGCCCCUUACUUUUUUUCCAAUCUUUACUAACGACAUGCCACUUGCUUUGAGUAAAGCCAGUGUGUCUAUGUAUGCGGAUGACUCAACACUAUACACGUCAGCUACCACAGUGACUGAAAUGACAUCAACACUUAACAAAGAGCUGCAGCUAGUUUCAGAAUGGGUGGCAAGGAACUAAAAGCAUUGUAUUUGGGACAAAUAAUUUACUAAACCCUAAACCUCAACUAAAUCUUGAAAUGAAUAAUGUGGAAAUUGAGAAAGUUGAGGAGACUAAAUUGCUUGGAGUAACCCUGGAUUGUAAACUGUCAUGGUCAAAACAUAUUGAUACAACAGUUGCUAGGAUGGGGAGAAGUCUGUCUAUAAUACAGCGCUGCUCUGCAUUCUUAACAGCAUUAUCAACAAGGCAGGUCCUACAGGCCCUAGUUUUGUCGCACCUGGACUACUGUUCAGUCGUGUGGUCAGGUGCCACAGAGAUGGACUUAGGAAAAUUGCAUUUGGCUCAGAACAGGGCAGCACGGCUGGCCCUUGGAUGUACACAAAGAGCUAACAUUAAUAAUAUGCAUUCAAAUCUCUCCUGGCUCAAAGUGGAGGAGAGAUUGACUUCAUCACUACUUUUAUUUGUGAGAGGUAUUGACAUGUUGAAUGAACCGAGCUGUCUGUUUGAACUACUGGCACACAGCUCGGACACCCAUGCAUACCUCACAAGACAUGCCACCAGAGGUCUCUUCAGUCCCCAAGUCAAGAACAGACUAUGGGAGGCGCACAGUACCACAUAGAGCCAUGACUACAUAUAACUAUUCCACAUCAAUUAACUCAUGCCAGCAGUAAAAUUUAAUUUAAAAAACAGAUACAAAUACACCUUAUGGGGGACUGUGAAGCAACACAAACAUAGACACAUGCAUACAAACACACAGAUUUUGUGUUGUAGAUAUGUGGUAGUACAUUUUACAUUUUAGUAGACGCUCUUAUCCAGAGCGACUUACAGUUAGUGAGUGCAUACAUUUUUCAUACUGGCCCCCUGUGGGAAACGAACCCACAACCCUUGCGUUGCAAGCGCCAUGCUCUACCAACUGAGCUACAGGACGCCUACAGUAGAGUAGAGGCCUGAGGGCACACACUUAAUGUUGCGAAAUCUGUUAUGAAUGUAUUGUAAUGUUUUUAAAAUGUAUGAUUGCCUUAAUUUUGCUGGACCCCAGGAAGAUUAGUGGGGAUCCAUAAUAAAUACAAAUACCAGUGUCUACAGAGCUAAGUACUGUACCUCCAUAGGGAGUCAACUAAAUGUCUCACUCUUGUGGUCAACUCAAGUAUAAUACCAUGGCAAUUUCUUUAUUAACAACAUAACAUUAUUAGCAGCAAUACUGUUAGAAGUACAUAUUGUGCCUGUGUGUCUAACUGGUGUCCCUGUCCCAGGCGUCAGAGGAGGUGUCUAAGUGUCUUGUGGCCAUGAAGGAGAUACUAUAUGGGACCGGUGACAAGGAGCCUCACACAGAGACAGUGGCCCAGUUGGCCCAGGAGCUCUACAACAGCGGCCUGCUCAUCUCCCUGGUGGAAAACCUUCAGGUCAUCGACUUCGAGGUGAGACUGAGCCACAGCCGGACCAUCAGGGUCGUGUUCAUUAGGCACCAAACGGAAGAAAACGGUCUGAAACAGGGAGGCUUGCGUUUUUGAAACGUUUUCCAUUGCAUGUCCCCAGGGGAAGAAGGACGUGUGUCAGAUCUUCAACAACAUCCUGCGGAGGCAGAUCGGCACCCGCAGCCCCACCGUCGAGUACUUCAGCUCUCACCAAGAGGUGCUGUUUGUGUUGCAAAAAGGGUGAGUUACACACACACUCUUCAUGUACCACAGCUGACCACAGCCAUUGGUAUGAGACUCAGUGACGCGUGGGUGCAUCCCUCUCCUCCUGCAGGUAUGAGACCCCUGGGUCGGCGCUGAACUGUGGCAUCAUGCUGAGGGAGUGUAUCAGACACGAGCCCCUGGCCAAGGUGGUCCUCCACUCAGAACACUUCCAGGACUUCUUCAACUACGUAGAGAUGGAGACCUUCGACAUCGCCUCAGACGCUUUCGCCACCUUCAAGGUCAGAUUACGCAAGAUUUGAAAGCGUCUUUCGGUCCUGGAAAAACGUUAUAUUAAACCCAUAUUAAUAAGACUAAGAUGGGCCCGAGAUGAUAUGCUAAUCUUUACAUUACUGUUGUAUCUUUCUAUGACCAUUUGUUUGAAUAAUAAUAAUAAUAAUAAGAAAUAAUAAGCCAUUUAGCAGACGCUUUUAUCCAAAGCGACUUACAGUCACGCGUGCAUACAUUUUUGUGUAUGGGUGGUCCCGGGGAUCGAACCCACUACCUUGGCGUUACAAGCGCCGUGCUCUACCAGCUGAGCUACAGAGGACCACGUUGAAAGUUGACUAAAUGUAUAGAUCAGAAAUGAUUCGAUGCAGCAGAUGAUAUGCAAUAUACAAUGUUUUGUUUUUGUGUGAAUUAAAGUGACCACGUUUCCUCCCCCAUUCACAGGACCUGCUCACAAGACACAAGGUCCUGGUAGCUGAAUAUCUAGAACAGAAUUAUGAUGCAGUAAGUGACAUGUUCAACAUUCUGCUGCCCUGGGAGCAUUUAACCUUUAGCAGAUGGAGUUCAUGGAAAGAAAAUGGUUUUGUUGUUGCACCAUCCACCCUCUGCCCUCUUCACAGAAUUCAUGAAGGAAUGGGUGAAUGCAUUUGUCAUCACACACUCGUACUCUCAUUCAUUGCCAUUUACCAGAUGAAUACACUGAAGUGUGUGUACCGAUAAACAACGUUUUGAUUGAUGACCCAUCCUCCCAUCCUCUACAAUGAAUGAGUGCAUUUAUACCACACAUAACACACUUGCCACAUACACUCCAGGCAUCUAUGGUCACUGGUUUUCCCUGCUUGCAUAAGACCACCUUGUCUGUUGGUUGUAGUGUGGGGCUCAGGGAAGACCCCAGGGGAGAGCAGACAGGCCAGACUGGAGGCUGCUCGGGUUACAGGCCAGACACUACCCUACACUGGGCCGCACUAGGUUACAGAAGGCUGUCUUUCAUGCCAAGGGCCCCUGGAGGCCUAUCGCACACACAGGCCCAAACAGCACCCCUGAUAAGGGCCCUUUCAGACCUGACUGAGAGAUGAGAGAAAAUAUCACAACUUUAAUAGACAUUCGAUAGACAUUCCAUCCUAUUAACUAUCUGCAACGCCUAUUUAAUUCUAUGAACAUCGUUUUUCCUCCACUUUCUUAGUUUUUUUGUGAAUGUAUUUUUGACUGUUGAGAUGCAGCCACCCCUCAACCUGUUCCUUUGUGUCGUUGCAGAUCUUUGACCAGUAUGAGAAGUUAUUGCACUCUGAGAACUAUGUGACAAAGAGACAGUCAUUAAAGGUGUGUUCUAUAAUUAGUUCACAUUUACAUGGAUUAUUUAUAGACUAAAACUUUGCAUGCUUUUAUCGUGUUGAUUAUCUUGCUUCAUAGUAAACAUUUGCAUACCCUGGUCUUUGUGUGUAGUUGUUGGGAGAGCUACUGUUAGACAGGCAUAACUUCACAGUGAUGACCCGGUAUAUCAGCAAGCCUGAGAACCUGAAGCUGAUGAUGAACCUACUGAGGGACAAGAGCCCCAACAUCCAGUUUGAGGCCUUCCACGUCUUCAAGGUACGACAUAACAGCCGUUCCCUGAGCCGUUCAUAUACAAAGUCUGGCAAACUGGCCUCCAUGUUGGCCCCAAACGUUCCAUGGCAAUACCAUUUGGGUUCUUACUAGAAUGUAAUUGCAGACAUAAAUGUAAUGUACAGAACUGACAGGCUGACCCCUCCAUCCAGGUGUUUGUGGCGAACCCCAACAAGACGCAGCCCAUCAUAGAUAUCCUGCUGAAGAACCAGACCAAACUCAUCGACUUCCUUAGCAACUUCCAGAAGGACCGAUCGGACGACGAGCAGUUCAACGACGAGAAGACCUACCUAGUCAAACAGAUCCGAGACCUGAAGAAACCCGCCUCU
Messenger RNA from Coregonus sp. 'balchen', 5448 nucleotides. NCBI's taxonomy places the organism in Eukaryota, Metazoa, Chordata, Actinopteri, Salmoniformes, Salmonidae. The record is from the annotation of a GenBank genome assembly.